UUGUGUUUAGAGUCUGCACUGCUUCCGACUUCACGCUACCUAAACAAACUUCAGCAUGCUUGCACGUGACAAAUGUAUCUGCACUGAACAAACCACUGUCCUGCCAUGUCGAGCGGCUAUAAGCCCGAUAUCCUGUGGUCUCCCCAUCACGCAGACCGCUAUGUGAUCUGCGACACUGAACUCAGUCUGUAUCGGAUCGGACCUGCAGGAAGCUCGGAGACCAAAGCCGGCGCCCUUCCGCUAUCCGAGGAGACGGCGGCCACGCUGCUGGCCAUCAACUCCGACACCCCGUAUAUGAAAUGUGUGGCCUGGUAUCCCAAACAAGAGCCGGAGUGUUUGCUGGCUGUGGGACAGGCCAACGGACGAGUCGUCCUGACCAGUCUGGGACAGAGCCAUAACUCCAAAUGUAAGGAGCUGGUGGGUAAGAGGUUUUCCCCCGAAGCAGUUCCUGCUGAGAAGGUUCGUCUGUCUGGAGACGUGGACUCUGGGUUGGUGGUGACCAAACCGCUGUAUGAGCUCGGACAGAACGAUGCAUGUCUUUCUCUUUGUUGGCUCCCUCGCGAUCAUCAAAAGUUACUUCUGGCUGGGAUGCAUCGAAAUCUGGCCAUCUUUGACCUGCGCAACACCAGCCAGAAGACGUUUGUGAACACCAAAGCCAUCCAGGGCGUAACGGUGGAUCCUCACUUUCAGGAUCGCGUUGCGUCCUUCUUCGAAGGCCAGGUGGCCAUCUGGGAUUUGCGCAAAUUCGAAAAACCGGUCUUUACUUUGACCGAGCAGUCCAAACCUUUGACUAAAGUGGCAUGGUGUCGCACUCGCAUGGGCCUGCUGGCCACGCUCACGCGGGACAGCAACAUCAUCCGGCUGUACGACAUGCAGCACACGCCCAUGCCGUUCGGCGACGAGGUUGAGCCCACCAUCAUCGAGCGCAGCGUCCAGCCCUGCAGCGAGAGCAUCAUCAGCAGCUUUGCCUGGCAUCCGUCCGCCCAGAACCGCAUGGUGGUGGUGUCGCCCAACCGGGUCAUGAACGACUUCACCGUCUUCGAGCGCAUAUCGCUGGCCUGGAGCUCCACCACGGCGCUGAUGUGGGCGUGCGGGCGGCACCUGUACGAGUGCGCGGAGGACGCCGGUCAGGGGGUGGCCGCUACUGAGAAGGACAUCGCCACUAAGAUGAGGGAGCGAGCGCAGUUGCGUUACGGCCAUGACACCAUGCAGGUGUGGAGGAACCACAUGCUGGCCGGAGGAGACGACCCGCAGCUGAGGUCGCUCUGGUACACGCUCCAUUUUAUGAAACAGUACACUGAAAAUGUGGAGCAGAAGCAACAGAGCAAUAAACAGUCGCUCAUCUACUCAGGCAUCAAAAACAUCGUCAAGUCCAGCUCUGGCACUACAGAGACACGGCACUGCUGGUCGGGUUCAGACAGGCAGACCGAUGUACCGCGGUACCACAGCGAGGAGCGCAGUCUGGCUCUGCAGCUGUGUGGUUGGAUCAGUCGAGGGCCUGACAUCGAUGUGGAGCCCUUCCUGAAGUCUCUGGAGCAGGAGGGCGAGCGGGAGAGAGCCGCUGCUGUCGCUCUCUUUAACCUGGACAUCCGACGGGCCAUUCAGAUUCUUAACAAAGGAGCUUCAGCAGAGAAAGGUGAUCUGAACCUGACCGUGGUGGCCAUGGCUCUGUCAGGCUACACUGAUGAGAAAAACUCCCUGUGGAGAGAGAUGUGCAGCUCUCUCAGACUCCAGCUGAAGAAGCCGUACCUGUGUAUCAUGUUUGCCUUCCUCACCAGUGAACCUGGCGCCUAUGAUGCCGUCUUGUAUGAGAGUCGUGUGGCUGUCAGGGACCGGGUGGCAUUUGCAUGUAUGUUUCUAAAUGACGCUCAGUUGCCUCGUUACAUAGACAAGCUGACCAAUGAGAUGAAGGAGGCUGGUAAUCUGGAGGGCAUCCUGCUGACAGGACUGACGAAAGACGGAGUGGAUCUCAUGGAGAGUUAUGUAGACCGAACCGGAGACGUGCAGACGGCCAGUUUCUGCAUGCUCAAAGGCUCCCCAGGAGAGGUGCUGAAGGACCCUCGGGUGCAGUGCUGGAUCGAGAACUAUCGCAACCUGUUGGACGCAUGGAGGUUUUGGCAUAAACGGGCUGAAUUUGACAUUCAUAGGAGCAAAUUGGAUCCCAGCUCAAAACCACUUGCACAGGUGUUUGUGAGCUGUAACUUCUGUGGAAAGUCUAUAUCAUACAGCUGCUCAGCGAUGCCUCAUCAGGGCCGUGGAUUCAGUCAGUACGGGGUCAGCGGUUCACCCACCAAGUCAAAGGUCACCAGUUGCCCUGGCUGUCGUAAACCACUUCCACGCUGUGCCCUCUGCUUAAUGAACAUGGGCACUCCUGUGUCCAGCUGCCCAGGCACAGGAAAAGCUGAUGAGAAAGCCGAUCUCACACGAGACAAAAAACUCGCACAGUUCAAUAACUGGUUCACCUGGUGCCACAACUGCCGGCACGGUGGUCACGCAGGUCACAUGCUCAGCUGGUUUAGAGAUCACAGUGAGUGUCCCGUUUCGGCCUGCACCUGUAAAUGCAUGCAGCUGGACACCACAGGCAACCUGGUGCCUUCUGAUAGUGUAUAAAGGCCUUUCUGACUUAAAUCUCCCACAUUACUACAGUAGUCAACAUGUGAAGUGGAUCAUAACCUUUCAUCAAAGUUGUCCUAAAACCUAAAACCAAA
Molecule: messenger RNA, 2708 nt
Organism: Sinocyclocheilus anshuiensis
Lineage: Eukaryota; Metazoa; Chordata; Actinopteri; Cypriniformes; Cyprinidae
Product: WD repeat-containing protein mio-like
Biological process (GO): cellular response to amino acid starvation; positive regulation of TORC1 signaling
Cellular component (GO): cytoplasm
Molecular function (GO): protein binding
Source: RefSeq, a predicted model, not a curated record